This is a messenger RNA of Malus domestica (apple), 2314 nucleotides long. RefSeq lists its product as uncharacterized. The record is from RefSeq and is a predicted model, not a curated record. Lineage: Eukaryota; Viridiplantae; Streptophyta; Magnoliopsida; Rosales; Rosaceae.
AAAGAUGAGCGGUGUGAAUUAUCAAAGACACGCAGGCAGUCUCAGUCGUGUUUCUCUUUCCCGAUCACUUCACUUGGAUCUUUGCUUUCCCUUUCGCUUUUGUCUUUCCCUGUCUUUGAUCCGCACUGCAAUUCUCUCCUUUUCUUCCAUUUUUCAUUUACAAUUCUACUUCCUUGGAAUGGCAAGGGGAAUGUCAAUUAGAAUGGGAAUGGGAUCGCAUCCUUGAUUGAUUACUUGAGAUUUCAUCGUUUCCAAUUUUAGAGUGAGAGUGAGAGUAAAACAAACGGAAGCGGUGGUGGUGGGUGGUGGGUGGUGCCUGGUGGCAGUCACCGGCGUCUGCUGCUCCUGGUUUGCUGGCAAAAGGAAUGCUGGAGUAGCGAGAGUAGUGAGCUUGUGGUUGGAAGAGCUCAAAACACACCGCUCUAAUGGGCUCCGAGCAGAAUAGAUUCCCUCAACAGGAGCGGAGAAAGAGAUGGGGAGGAUGUUGGGGUGCAUUCUCUUGCUUUCCCUCACAAAAAGGAGGAAAGCGCAUAGUGCCUGCAACUCGCAUUCCUGAAGGCAAUGCAUCAGCAAAUCAGCCAAAUGGACCCCAAACAGUUGGGCUCGCCAACCAAACAACAUCGCUAGCUCCUUCUCUUCUAGCUCCGCCUUCUUCUCCAGCAUCAUUUACAAAUUCAGCCCUUCCUUCAACAGCGCAGUCUCCUAGUUGUUUCUUGUCUGCCAACUCACCUGGAGGUCCUUCAUCCACCAUGUAUGCCACCGGGCCAUAUGCCAACGAAACACAACUUGUCUCUCCUCCUGUUUUCUCAACCUUCACAACUGAGCCUUCCACAGCCCCUCUCACUCCCCCACCAGAGUUGGCUCACUUAACUACUCCAUCUUCCCCAGAUGUACCGUACGCUCAUUUCCUCUCAUCUUCAGUAGACCUUAAAAGUACUGAGAAGACCAAUUACAUUGCUGCAAGUGAUCUUCAUUCAACAUAUUCCCUCUAUCCUGGAAGUCCUGCUAGUAGUCUCAGAUCACCAAUUUCAAGGGCAUCAAACAAUUGUUCAUCUUCAUCUUUUCCUGAGCGUGAUUUCCCCUCACAUUGGGAUCCGUCAGCUUCUCCUCAAAAUGGCACCUAUCCAAGGAUUGGUUCUGCAAGGAUGUUUGGACAUGACCCAGUUGGAGCCUCUGUGGCAUCUCAAGACUCGAACUUCUUUUGUCCUGCUACAUUUGCACAGUUUUAUCUGGAUAAUCCACCAUUUCCUCAUGCUGGUGGAAGGUUAAGUGUGUCCAAGGAUUCAGAUGUUUACACUACUGGUGGGAAUGGAAGUCAGAGCAGACACAGUAGAAGCCCCAAGCAAGAUGUGGAAGAAAUAGAAGCGUAUAGAGCAUCCUUUGGGUUUAGUGCUGAUGAAAUUAUCACCACAACACAAUAUGUGGAGAUUUCUGAUGUAAUGGAGGACUCAUUUACCAUGACACCUUUUCCCUCGCAUAAAUUGCCUACCGAAGAAAGUAUGGAACCGACAUCUGUCAGUGAAGGACUAAAAGCACAUAAGACAAAAACAAACUUGCAGAGUCAGGAUAGUCUUAAAUCAGAACCAGAUCUUGAUGACGGUGGACAUUGUGACUUGGCCAUAUCGUGUACUGGAUCCGAAGAUCACAAAUCAUGGAGGCAGUCCAGUGAUGUCUCUCGAUCAAGUACACGUGGAAUUCGUAUUGUGGCUGAUGAAGAGGACAUUUUUUCAAAGAUGGGGUCAUCUAAAUUGAGCAGAAAGUAUCAGAUGGGUCAAUCUAGCUCAGAUGCAGAAAUUGAUUAUAGAAGGGGGAGAAGCUUACGGGAGAGAAAAUGAGAAUUUGGGUGGAAUGACUAAGAGUGGAAUGAUCUAACCGAUGAUGUAACCUGUUCUUUCAGUGGUGUGUGAUCGGUCUCUGUGAUUGAUGAAUGCUGUUGCUGUAGGUGAAUGAAACAACUGGUACAUGUGUUUGGUGAAAUGUGGUUAGUUAUAUUAUAUAUAUUAUAUUCUUGGAACGUGUAUUGCAACAUCAGUUUAGCUAUUGUUCAGGCAGCAUUUUCUGUACCAUUUCGAUGUGGCGUGGUCAGAUGAUGGGAGAUAAAGGGUUUUCGCUUUGAGUAGUGUGUUUUUUUCCUUGCCCAAGGUCCAAAAACAGAGAAAACUUGCUUAAAGCAGGAUAAGUAAAUUAGCAAGAUUAUCAGCUAUAUAGUUGUUUCCCGUGUAGAUAUGCAUCAAAGACGAUUCCAAUUUUUUAUCUAAGUGUAAGUGUCUUGAUUAUGCACUGUUGAAUCUAUGCUUGUACUGUUUGUCUGGCU